CUCACAGCUUGAUCCUGCACCACAACUUCAUCCGGGAUCUCUUAAGGGAUCCGGAUUGUAGUCUUGAAAGUAUAAAAAAAUAUAUAUACAUAUUUAUUGGGGAUCAUUUUGCGAUUGGAACUAGCCUGAUCCGAAAUGGAUUUUUACCCGAAUUUUGACAUGCAAAUUUGGGUAAGGCCGAAGAUGUUCUAUGGCUCUUCCCUCCUGUGAGGUGUCGGGGUUCUUGUUUUCUCUGCACUCCAUCGGAGCAUACAGCAGACACAGCGAGCUCCUUUUACCCCCACCGUCAAUGGCAUUACUUCAUCACACAUGCUCCGUUCCUCUCGCACGUGCGAUACGGUCUCGUGCCCUAACAAUCUCCUCGCGUGCUGCCGUCACCUUACCCUCCGUCAAGAAACUCCCGCACGCUGACUCGCACGUGCUCCUCGGCAUGUCGGAGCUAGAGCUUCAACAACUCGCCGCCGACUUAGGUCAGGAAAAAUAUAGAGGGAAACAACUUCAUCAUCUUCUAUACAAGAGGAAGGUCAAAGACAUUGAGGAUUUCAGCAAUUUACCACAGGCAUUCAGGAGUAACCUUCGGGAUGCCGGGUGGAGGGUUGGGCGGUCACCGGUUCAUCAAGCCCUCACUGCGGCUGAUGGCACUGUUAAGUUAUUAUUAAAGUUAGAGGACAACAGACUAGUUGAAACAGUUGGUAUACCAGUUAAAGAUGAUAAAGGCUCUUCUCGCCUUACUGCAUGUGUCUCAUCACAGGUAGGCUGUCCCUUGCGCUGCUCAUUCUGUGCUACUGGCAAGGGGGGAUUCUCAAGGAACCUUCAGAGACAUGAAAUUAUAGAGCAGGUUUUGGCAAUAGAGGAGCUCUUCCAGCAAAGGGUUACAAAUGUGGUCUUCAUGGGAAUGGGUGAGCCUAUGCUGAACCUCAAAGCAGUUCUUGAAGCGCAUCAAUGCUUGAAUAAGGACGUGCAAAUUGGGCAACGAAUGAUGACAAUUUCGACUGUUGGGGUUCCCAACACAAUUAAAAAGUUGGCUUCUAACAAACUUCAGUCCACCUUGGCUGUCAGCUUACAUGCUCCAAACCAGAAACUUAGGGAAACAAUUGUGCCAAGUGCGAAAUCCUACCCUCUGCAUGCAAUUAUGAAAGAUUGCACAGAUUACUUCCAAGAGACCAGUCGACGGGUAACUUUUGAGUAUACACUUCUAGCUGGAGUCAAUGAUACAGUCGAGCAUGCGAUAGAACUUGCAGAGCUACUACAUGAGUGGGGACGUGGUUAUCAUGUGAACCUGAUACCUUUCAAUCCAAUUGAAGGUUCCGAAUACCGGCGUCCCUAUAGAAAAGCUGUGGCCGCAUUUGAAGCUGCUCUAGAAUCGCGUAAAAUAACUGCCAGUGUACGCCAAACACGAGGCCUGGAUGCAAGUGCUGCUUGUGGACAGCUAAGAAAUGAGUUCCAAAAGAGUCCCUUGGUUGCAGACAACUCUGACAGCUCGCAAUCUCAACCAGAUAUGCCACUUCUGUGUUGAUCUCUAAAAGUUCCGGAAUAUGCCUCUUCUGGUUUGAGAUCCAUCCUCCUGACAGUUUUAGAAGAAAUCGGUUGGCAUUUUUCACAUCCCCAUGAAGUGAUACGACCUGUGGGAUGCAGCAGGUUUGAAAGUGCAAUGAGAUGUUAGAGGAGAAAUAGAGUACAUUCACAUCCGAAAGUGCAUUUGAUGAAGUAAGAUGCCGCAUUUAUAAUCCAAUUAGGGUUGGGAACAGGAAUGCCACCUUUGUAAAAUGCUAGUUCAACCGGUGUUUCUUUACAUUUUGAUUCAUGUAGUCUAAGUUAUACAUCUGAAAUCUGGGCUAGAAUUUAUGUCAUGCUGAAUCAUGGUGUGGAAAUUCAAUUAAUUGAAUAUUUUUAUUGGAUA
Molecule: messenger RNA, 1900 nt
Organism: Rhododendron vialii
Lineage: Eukaryota; Viridiplantae; Streptophyta; Magnoliopsida; Ericales; Ericaceae
Exons: 10
Coding region: 191-1516 (441 amino acids)
Biological process (GO): tRNA methylation; rRNA base methylation
Molecular function (GO): RNA methyltransferase activity; iron-sulfur cluster binding
Source: RefSeq, a predicted model, not a curated record